GGUCCUUCUGGGCCUCGUUCGCUUGGCGGUGUAGUGGAAGCGGUUUCUGCACAGCCUGGACAGGGUCUGGUGACCUUUGAGGAGGUGGCCGUGCAUUUCUCGGAGGAGGAGUGGGCUCUGCUGGGUCCAGGCCAGAGGACUCUGCACAAAGAAGUCAUGGAGGAGAAUCGUGAGAUCCUGGCCUCUCUGGGUAAGAACUUACAUCAAAGAAUUCACACUAGGGAGGAGCCCCAUAAAUGGUUAGAAUGCGGGAAGACCUUUGCUCACAGAAGUAGCCUUAAGCUGCAUCAAGCGAUUCACACUGGGGAGAAGCCCUAUAAAUGUUUAGAGUGUGGGAAGAGCUUUGCUCAAAGCAAGCACCUUAAUUGGCAUCAACGAAUUCACACUGGGGAGAAGCCCUAUAAAUGUUUAGAGUGUGGGAAGAGCUUUGCUCACAUCAUGCACCUUAAGCAGCAUCAACGAAUUCACACUGGGGAGAAGCCCUAUAAAUGCUUAGAGUGUGGGAAGACAUUUGCUCAGAGCAUGCACCUUAAGCAGCAUCAAGGAAUUCACACUGAGGAGAAGCCCUAUAAAUGCUUAGAGUGCGGAAAGACCUUUGCUUGGAACACAAACCUUAAGCGGCAUCAAGGAAUUCACACUGGGGAGAAGCCCUAUAAAUGCUUAGAGUGUGGGAAGACCUUUGCUCAGAGCAUGCACCUUAAGCAGCAUCAAGGAAUUCACACUGAGGAGAAGCCCUAUAAAUGCUUAGAGUGCGGAAAGACCUUUGCUUGGAACACAAACCUUAAGCGGCAUCAAGGAAUUCACACUGGGGAGAAGCCCUAUAAAUGCUUAGAAUGCGGGAAGAGCUUUGCUCACAGCAGUAGCGUUAAGCGGCAUCAAGGAAUUCACACUGGGGAGAAGCCCUAUAAAUGCUUAGAGUGCGGGAAGACCUUUGCUCACAUCAUGCACCUUAAGCAGCAUCAACGAAUUCACACUGGGGAGAAGCCCUAUAAAUGCUUAGAGUGUGGGAAGACCUUUGCUCAGAGCAUGCACCUUAAGCAGCAUCAAAGAAUUCACACUGGGGAGAAGCCCUAUAAAUGCUUAGAAUGUGGGAAGACCUUUGCUCAGAACUCACAUCUUAAGUUACAUCAAAGAAUUCACACUGGGGAGAAGCCCUAUAAAUGCUUAGAAUGUGGGAAGAGCUUUUCUUCUAGAGGCAACCUUAAGCUUCAUCAAGGAAUUCACACUGGGGAGAAGCCCUAUAAAUGCUUAGAAUGUGGGAAGACCUUUGCUCAGAACUCACAUCUUAAGUUACAUCAAAGAAUUCACACUGGGGAGAAGCCCUAUAAAUGCUUAGAAUGUGGGAAGAGCUUUUCUUCUAGAGGCAACCUUAAGCUUCAUCAAGGAAUUCACACUGGGGAGAAGCCCUAUAAAUGCUUAGAAUGUGGGAAGACCUUUGCUCAGAACUCACAUCUUAAGUUACAUCAAAGAAUUCACACUGGGGAGAAGCCCUAUAAAUGCUUAGAGUGUGGGAAGACCUUUGCUUGGAACACAAACCUUAAGCAGCAUCAAGGAAUUCACACUGGGGAGAAGCCCUAUAAAUGCUUAGAAUGCGGGAAGAGCUUUGCUCACAGCAGUAGCCUUAAGCUGCAUCAAGGAAUUCACACUGGGGAGAAGCCCUAUAAAUGCUUAGAAUGCGGGAAGAGCUUUGUUCUGAGCUCAUACCUUAAACUGCAUCAAAGAAUUCACACUGGGGAGAAGCCCUAUAAAUGCUUAGAGUGUGGGAAGAACUUUGCUCAGAGCAUGCACCUUAAGCAGCAUCAACGAAUUCACACUGAGGAGAAGCCCUAUAAAUGCUUAGAGUGCGGAAAGACCUUUGCUUGGAACACAAACCUUAAGCGGCAUCAAAGAAUUCACACUGGGGAGAAGCCCUAUAAAUGCUUAGAAUGUGGGAAGAGCUUUUCUUCUAGAGGCAACCUUAAGCUUCAUCAAGGAAUGCACACUGGGGAGAAGCCCUAUAAAUGCUUAGAAUGUGGGAAGACCUUUGCUCAGAACUCACAUCUUAAGUUACAUCAAAGAAUUCACACUGGGGAGAAGCCCUAUAAAUGCUUAGAGUGUGGGAAGACCUUUGCUCAGAGCAUGCACCUUAAGCAGCAUCAAGGAAUUCACACUGGGGAAAAGCCCUAUAAAUGCUUAGAGUGCGGAAAGACCUUUGCUUGGAACAUAAACCUUAAGCAGCAUCAAGGAAUUCACACUGGGGAGAAGCCUUAUAAAUGCUUAGAAUGCGGGAAGACCUUUGCUCGCAGCAUCAGCCUUAAGCUGCAUCAAGGAAUUCACACUGGGGAGAAGCCCUAUAAAUGCUUAGAAUGCGGGAAGAGCUUUGUUCUGAGCUCAUACCUUAAGCUGCAUCAAAGAAUUCACACUGGGGAGAAGCCCUAUAAAUGCUUAGAGUGCGGAAAGACCUUUGCUCAGAGCAGCAGCCUUAAGCUGCAUCAAAGAAUUCACACUGGGGAGAAGCCCUAUAAAUGCUUAGAGUGCGGAAAGACCUUUGCUCAGAGCAGCAACCUUAAACUGCAUCAAAGAAUUCACACUGGGGGAAGCCCUAUAAGAAUUCACACUGAGGAGAAGCCCUAUAAAUGCUUAGAGUGCGGAAAGACCUUUGCUUGGAACACAAACCUUAAGCGGCAUCAAGGAAUUCACACU
Molecule: messenger RNA, 2682 nt
Organism: Elgaria multicarinata webbii
Lineage: Eukaryota; Metazoa; Chordata; Lepidosauria; Squamata; Anguidae
Product: zinc finger protein 420-like
Exons: 4
Biological process (GO): regulation of DNA-templated transcription
Cellular component (GO): nucleus
Source: RefSeq, a predicted model, not a curated record